Messenger RNA from Trichomonas vaginalis G3, 993 nucleotides. Its product is annotated as spectrin binding. The transcript has a single exon. Lineage: Eukaryota; Parabasalia; Trichomonadida; Trichomonadidae. Bases 1 to 993 code for a protein of 330 amino acids. The record is from RefSeq and is a predicted model, not a curated record. Gene Ontology annotation, biological process: protein localization to ciliary inversin compartment. Gene Ontology annotation, cellular component: ciliary inversin compartment. Gene Ontology annotation, molecular function: protein binding.
AUGGAAUUUCUUUUAUCUCAUGGUGCAAAUAUAAAUGAAAAAUAUCAAAAUUCAGUAACACCACUGUGCUUAACUUUGGAAAAUAAAAAUCAAAAACUUGCAUUAGAGCUGAUCGAGCUCAAUGCUGAUAUCUCUUUGACAAAUUUAUCUGGCGAAUCCUAUCUUCACAUUGCCACCAGAGAAAAUUGCAAAAUGAUUGUAGAAACUCUUAUUUCUCGCGGUUUAAACGUAAAUGCAAAAGAUAAUAAAGGUGGAUCUCCUCUUCAUAUUGCUACACGAAUGAACUUUAAUGAUAUUAUGAAGAUUCUUCUUAAAAAUGGAGCAGAUCCAAAUGCAAUCUGUAAAAAUGACACUACUCCUCUUUAUAUUGCCGCAGAAAAUGAUUCAAAAGAACAAACAGAGCUUCUUAAAUCAUACGGUGCAGACAUAAAUUCUAAAUUAAAAAAUGGAAUCAAUGCACUAUUUCUUGCCUCAGAAAAUAAUAAUGUUGAAGCUUCACAAUUUCUUAUUUCAGAAGGAAUUGAUGUUAAAUUAAUCGACAAAUCCGGCAAAAACGUUCUUCACUACGCAGCGGGAAAGAAUUCAUUCAAUGUCAUCAAUCUUUUUGUUUCUCAUGGAGUAAAUAUUAACGCUAAAGAUAUGUACGAAAAAACACCUCUUCAUUACGCUGCAAUAAAUGAUUGCACAAAAGCAGUUGAAUCUCUCCUUUCUCACGGUGCAGCUGUUAAUAUAAAAAAUAAGAUUUGGAAAACGCCUCUGCAUUAUGCAUCUGAAAGGAAAUACAAAGAUAUUCCAAGUUUCCGAUUUACUAAGGAUAACAAUCUUAUGGCUAGGACAAUUGAGAAAUCAUCAGAAACAGUAGAAGUUCUUCUUUCUCAUGGGGCAGAUAUUUAUGCAAAAGAUAAAUUUGGGAAAACUGCUUAUUACUAUGCACAACAAUGUGGUGCCCUACAUAUUUAUAAUCUUAUUAUUACUAAGUUUUGGCUUGAAUAA